Molecule: messenger RNA, 2017 nt
Organism: Hemicordylus capensis (graceful crag lizard)
Lineage: Eukaryota; Metazoa; Chordata; Lepidosauria; Squamata; Cordylidae
Gene: NARS2
Product: asparaginyl-tRNA synthetase 2, mitochondrial
Exons: 15
Coding region: 64-1731 (555 amino acids)
Biological process (GO): asparaginyl-tRNA aminoacylation
Cellular component (GO): mitochondrion
Molecular function (GO): nucleic acid binding; asparagine-tRNA ligase activity; ATP binding
Source: RefSeq, a predicted model, not a curated record
CUCCAGCAGGACCCGUUUUUAACCAUUUAUUCUCCUGCUUUUGUGCAGGGGAUCCAGAACUACAUGCCCCACAAUGCCUUGCUCCUGCGAGGGCCGAUGCUUCCUCAUAGAAUUCCCUUUUCUGAUUGGCUAAGGCUUCCAAACCGCACUCUCCAUUGGCUGCAGGGGCCAAGUGUGAAGGGAGGAAAGAAGAACCAAGAGGAAAAGGCCAUCCCUGUGCAUGGCUUGGCUGUUGUGGGAGAGUCUUCUUUUCCUCUUUGGAUGUUGCAAUUCCGGUGCCAAGUGAGAAUGUUCGGGGCACGCUGCAUGUGCUUGUUUCUUCGACGCUGCUCCUCUGUUCCCUGUGCUAAGCAUGCUGCAAGCACCAAGCUCCUACGUGUCCGGGAGGCGCUAGAAGUCCAGGACCCAACUGGUGGUGAUGUUAGAGUCCAGGGUUGGGUACAUUCUGUCCGUUCCCAGAAGCAAAUAUUGUUUCUGCACGUCAAUGAUGGCUCCUCGUUGGAAAGCCUUCAGGUUGUGGCUGAUCCAGGAUUGGAAUCCAGAGAGCUGACUUUUGGAAGUUCUGUCGAAGUGCAAGGGAAGCUGAUCAAAAGUCCCCACAAAAGGCAGAAUGUGGAGCUGGCAGCAGACAACAUUCGUGUGGUGGGACCUUGUGAUGUUUUGGCAUUCCCUCUGAAGUACAAGACUCGCCAUCCUCCUGAAUAUCUCCGGCAGUUUCCCCAUUUCCGGUGCAGAAGCAAUUCUUUGAGUGCCCUCUUGAGGAUUCGCAGCGAAGCUACCUCAGCAAUCCACUCCUAUUUCAAGGAAAACGGAUACAUCCAUGUUCAUACACCAAUUCUUACCUCAAACGACUGUGAAGGUGCUGGGGAAGUCUUUCAGGUAGAGCCUGCAAAUGAAGUGAGAGAACCUGGAGAAAAUCCACACUUCUUCAAUGUCCCUGCUUUUCUGACAGUCUCUGGUCAGCUCCACUUGGAAGUGAUGGCUGGGGCAUUUACAAAGGUAUUCACUUUUGGCCCCACAUUUCGUGCUGACAAUUCUCAAAGUCGCAGGCACCUGGCAGAGUUUUAUAUGGUGGAAGCAGAGCUAUCUUUUGUUGAAAGCCUUCAGGAUCUCAUGCAGGUUAUGGAGGAUCUUUUCAAGAAAGUGACCAACACAGUGCUGUCCAAAUGUUCUCAUGAUGUGGAACUUUUUCAUAAGCAUGUAGCCCCUGGCCAAGAGGCCAAGCUAGAACAGAUGCUGAAGAACACAUUUAUAAUAAUGUCAUACACGGAGGCUAUAGAGAUUUUAAAGCGAGCUCGUCAAGAGUUUACUUAUAAACCAGAGUGGGGUCAGGAUCUCCAAAGUGAGCAUGAGAGAUACUUGGUCCAGCACUGUGGCAGAAUCCCCGUAUUUGUCUUCAACUAUCCAUAUGACCUGAAGCCAUUCUAUAUGCGAGACAAUGAAGAUGGUGUCCAUCACACGGUGGCAGCAGUUGAUCUUCUGGUGCCAGAAGUUGGGGAGCUUUGUGGCGGCAGCUUGAGAGAAGACCGGGUGGAUUUUCUACAGCCCCGCCUACAGAGGUUGGGACUUGAAGACACCUAUCAAUGGUACCUAGAGCUGUGUCGGUUUGGAUCAACCCCCCAUGGAGGAUUUGGAAUGGGGUUUGAGCGUUACCUCCGAACCAUCUUGGGAGUUGAGAACAUCAAAGAUGUCAUUCCUUUCCCACGAUUUCCCAACUCGUGUGUCUUGUAGCAUUUCUCCUGGGUUCCUGAGUUCUUUGCAAUUCAUAAUUGCCUGAAUGUCAUCAUGGUGCAGCACUCUUGGGAAGAAGAGGGGGACCUUUUCUUCCUCCCACCAAAUACGUUAUGUAAACUUCAUUCUGAAGACUUGAAGUUCUAAAGCUGAAGCAAGUUUGUAUUCGUAGACAGUGCCUUUACAUCUGGAGAGCACUUGGCACCAUAUGGAGAUGGAAAACCAACUAACUCUAACUUAGACAUAACUAGACUGAAUAAAAUAAAUUUGUCUAGGUGUUCAUGGA